Molecule: messenger RNA, 2813 nt
Organism: Oncorhynchus keta (chum salmon)
Lineage: Eukaryota; Metazoa; Chordata; Actinopteri; Salmoniformes; Salmonidae
Product: twisted gastrulation protein homolog 1-A-like
Exons: 5
Coding region: 486-1196 (236 amino acids)
Biological process (GO): regulation of BMP signaling pathway
Source: RefSeq, a predicted model, not a curated record
AUCUGCGGUCAGAAAUAGGACUGAUUUCUAUUUUAAGCCCUUGGCAACGCAGAAGCUCGUUUGCGCGAGCAAUAAUUUAAUAACAUGGAUUUCUAAAUGUAUUUUGCGACGCUUGCGCACGCGACGUGUCCGGUCUGGGUCAGCAUGUUACCACUCAAACGCGUCCUAUGUGUCCAACUAACUAACUAACUAACUAACUAACGUACCAAGUUGCUGGACUACUCUGGAUGUGAAAAUGAACGGUGUGUCUUUAAGGCGUCCUACUGCUCUGUAGAUGUGUGUUGCUGUGGCAGAGAAACUGACGCCCGGGAGGGACCCUGUAAAUCCACGUUAUUAUUCCCAUCCUGAACCGGCGAGGAAACUGGCGGCGUUGCGUUCAUAGCAGAUACAGCAGUCAAUCAUAAACAAACGUCCCCAAACUAUUGCAACUCUGUCGCGGUGGACAGACACACGUUGCGUUGCUGUGUGUUGAGCCGACCACCAGGAUGAGGCCUGGUCAGCUGUGUGUUGAGCCGACCACCAGGAUGAGGCCUGGUCAGCUGUGUGUUCUGAUCCCAGCUUCCACUACCCUCCUCUUCCUCCUGGUCCUAUCAGGAUCUUCUCAGACCAGUGCCUGUAACAAGGCCCUCUGCGCCUCCGAUGUCAGCAAGUGCCUCAUACAGGAGCUGUGUCAGUGUCGUCCGUCCGAUGGGAACUGUUCAUGCUGUAAAGAGUGUAUGCUCUGUCUGGGGACACUGUGGGAGGAGUGCUGUGACUGUGUUGGGAUGUGUAACCCUAAGAACUACAGUGAUACUCCAGCCACCUCCAAGAGCACAGUGGAGGAACUCCAUCGACCAAUCCCCUCGCUGUUCCGAGCCCUCACGGAGGGCGACGCCCCUGUCAACAUGAUGGUGGUGUCCUUUCCCGUUGCCGAGGAACUAUCUCACCAUGAGAACCUGGUCUCUUUCCUAGAGACGCUUGACGACCAGCACCAGAACAUAUCGCUCCCCGCCAACAGCAUCCACGGCACUCAAGAUAACAUGUGUACGGUGGUCUACUUUGACGACUGCGUAUCCAUCCGCCAGUGUAAACUAUACUGUGAGUCGAUGGGAGGGUCGAAGUACCGCUGGUUCCACAACGCCUGCUGUCAGUGCAUCGGCCCGGAGUGUCUGGACUACGGCAGCAAGGCUGUUAAGUGCAUGAACUGUCUGUUCUGAAGACAGACGGUGGAUGGAUCUAUGAACUGUCUGUUCUGAAGACUGACUGUGGAUGGAUCUAUGAACUGUCUGUUCUGAAGACUGACUGUGGAUGGAUCUAUGAACUGUCUGUUCUGAAGACUGACUGUGGAUGGAUCUAUGAACUGUCUGUUCUGAAGACUGACUGUGGAUGGAUCUAUGAACUGUCUGUUCUGAAGACAGACGGUGGAUGGAUCUAUGAACUGUCUGUUCUGAAGACUGACUGUGGAUGGAUCUAUGAACUGUCUGUUCUGAAGACUGACUGUGGAUGGAUCUAUGAACUGUCUGUUCUGAAGACUGACUGUGGAUGGAUCUAUGAACUGCCUGUUCUGAAGACUGACUGUGGAUGGAUCUAUGAACUGUCUGUUCUGAAGACAGACUGUGGAUGGAUCUAUGAACUGUCUGUUCUGAAGACAGACGGUGGAUGGAUCUAUGAACUGUCUGUUCUGAAGACUGACUGUGGAUGGAUCUAUGAACUGUCUGUUCUGAAGACAGACUGUGGAUGGAUCUAUGAACUGUCUGUUCUGAAGACAGACUGUGGAUGGAUCUAUGAACUGUCUGUUCUGAAGACUGACUGUGGAUGGAUCUAUGAACUGUCUGUUCUGAAGACUGACUGUGGAUGGAUCUAUGAACUGUCUGUUCUGAAGACAGACUGUGGAUGGAUCCAUGAACUGUCUGUUCUGAAGACUGAUGGCUCCAUGGUGGUGGAGACUGGCACCAAAAAUAUGGACCAAAACAAUGGGUGGCUCCAGAGAGGGGCUACACGAUGCUGAAGCCUCCUCAAAAAUAGCCUAGUCCCCCCCCCCCAAAAAAACAUGGUAUUAGUACAUCAUAUAUGACAGGACCCCUUAGCUUCCCCCUUAGCUUCCCCCUUAGCUUCCCCUUAAGCUUCCCCCUUAGCUUCCCCCUUAGUUUCCCCCUUAGCUUCCCCCUUAGCUUCCCCCUUAGCCACCCCCUUAGCGACCCCUUAGCCUCCCCUUAAGCUUCCCCCUUAGCCUCUCCUUAAGCUUCCCCCUUAGCCUCCCCCUUAGCUUCCCCCUUAGCCACCCCCUUAGCGACCCCUUAAGCUUCCCCCUUAGCCUCCCCCUUAGCUUCCCCCUUAGCUUCCCCCUUAGCUUCCCCCUUAGCUUCCCCCUUAGCUUCCCCUUAGCCACCCCUUAAGCUUCCCCCUUAGCUUCCCCCUUAGCCUCCCCUUAAGCUUCCCCCUUAGCCUCCCCUUAGCUUCCCCCUUAGCCUCCCCUUAGCUUCCCCCUUAGCCUCCCCUUAGCUUCCCCCUUAGCCUCCCCUUAAGCUUCCCCAAUGAAAAGUUUCCGUUGCCACCGCUGACCCAACAUGAGAAGACUGACUGACGAGGUCCGAUAUUCAUUGUAACCAUCAGAGCUCGCUGACUGAAUUUAUCUCUGUGUUUUCUUUCAUGAGUGAAUGACGUCAAAUAUUUUCCUUCUUACUGAUUUUAUUGUUUUAUCAUUCUUUUAUUCUGUGUAUGUUGUAUAUUUUAGAUGUUUAAAAAAAAAAAGUUUUUACUAGAGCUGUUUGUUGUUAAUGUUUUUUUGUAUUUUUUUUUACAAUAAUCUAAAUAAAAUGUGUUUGUUGACUUGG